Molecule: messenger RNA, 534 nt
Organism: Knipowitschia caucasica
Lineage: Eukaryota; Metazoa; Chordata; Actinopteri; Gobiiformes; Gobiidae
Source: the annotation of a GenBank genome assembly
AUGACCUCGGAGCUGGAGAGUAGCCUCACCUCCAUGGACUGGCUCCCGCAGCUUAGCAUGAGAGCGGCCAUUCAGAAGACAGACCCGGGUCACCUGUACCACCACCACCACCAGGGCCACCACCUCCACGCGCCGCACCACCUACUCGGACACCAGCACCACGGUGGGGCCAAGAAGAUCGUGCACCUGGACCAGAGCACCACCCUGGAUCAGGAGGAGGCGGCACAGCACAGGGAUGGGAAGCCGCCCUACAGCUACGCUAGCCUGAUUACGUUCGCUAUCAAUGGUUCGCCACGGAAACGCAUGACUCUGAGCGAGAUCUACCAGUGGAUCUGCGAUAACUUCCCGUAUUACAGAGAGGCGGGCAGCGGCUGGAAGAACUCCAUUCGGCACAACCUGUCCUUGAACAAGUGCUUCCUCAAAGUCCCCCGCUCGAAAGACGACCCCGGCAAACCGAACGCGGUGAGAUGUGCCCUUAUAUGCCUCCGCAAAGCCUUAAAAGCUCUGCACGCCGCCGCCACGGUGAAUCUCUAA